Messenger RNA from Spinacia oleracea (spinach), 1741 nucleotides. RefSeq names its product auxin-induced protein PCNT115. Gene Ontology annotation, cellular component: cytoplasm. The record is from RefSeq and is a predicted model, not a curated record. The coding region runs from base 96 to 1157 and encodes 353 amino acids. The transcript has 5 exons. NCBI's taxonomy places the organism in Eukaryota, Viridiplantae, Streptophyta, Magnoliopsida, Caryophyllales, Amaranthaceae.
ACAAAAUGCCUAUAAAAAGGAAGUAGAAAACCAACGAAUUAAGAGAGAAUAAUUCACAGAAACAUACUAAAACAGAGAAGAGAAAUCGAGAGAUUAUGGCAUCAUCAGCAUUGAAUGUAAGGAAAAUAAAGCUUGGGUCACAGGGCUUUGAAGUAUCAGCCCAAGGCCUAGGAUGUAUGGGUAUGUCCAUUUCUUACGGCCCGCCCAAGCCCGACGAUGAUAUGAUUGAGCUCAUUCGAUAUGCUAUCAACUGUGGCAUCACUUUGCUUGAUACCUCUGAUAUUUAUGGCCCUUUCACUAAUGAAAUACUUAUUGGCAAGGCAUUGAAAGGGGGAUGGAGAGAGAAAGUUGAGCUGGCUACUAAAUUUGGGUUAAAGUUUGUAGAAGACGAUAAUAAUACUAACAAUUAUAAGUUGGAGAAAUAUGGAGAUCCAGCUUAUGUGAGGAAAGCUUGUGAGGCAAGCCUGGAACGCCUUGGUGUAGAUUGCAUUGACAUCUAUUAUCAGCACCGGGUUGAUACUCGUGUUCCAAUCGAAGUCACGAUGGGUGAGCUGAAAAAACUAGUGGAAGAGGGAAAAAUUAAGUAUAUAGGGUUAUCUGAGGUUUUUCCUUCAACAAUCAGAAGAGCACAUGCAAUUCACCCUAUAACUGCUGUGCAACUUGAAUGGUCUGUUUGGUGUAGGGAUGUGGAGGAGGAAAUUAUACCUACUUGCAGGGAACUCGGUAUUGGGAUCGUUGCUUACAGCCCUCUUGGACGGGGAUUCCUCUCCUUAGGAGCUAAGGUCAUGGACAACUUAACGGAUGAUGACUUUCGCAAGACUAUACCAAGGUUGCAACAAGAAAACAUGGAAUAUAACAAGAUCCUAUUUGAGAAGAUGACCAACUUAGCAACAAAGAAAGGAUGUACAACUUCUCAACUAGCACUUGCUUGGGUUCAUCACAAAGGUGAUGAUGUAUGUCCAAUUCCCGGUACAACGAAGAUCGAAAAUCUUAAACAAAACAUGGAGGCAUUAUCGAUCAUUCUUACACCGGAGGAUAUGGCGGAGCUUGAAUCUCUUGCUUAUGAGGUGAUGGGUGAUAGCUAUGGGCCUAUGCAAUCGGAGAAUACUUGGCAGAACUCUGAAACUCCACCAUUGUCAUCGUGGAAACCUAAAUGAAUGGCUUGUAUGCAUCUAUUGUAUACCUAUUUCAUACGUAGUACUUAAACAUCUAAGGCAGGCAAUGAAACUAGCUAGCUACGUACAGCCUACAAAUAAAUGAUGUUAUUUUUCCUUCACGUCAAAAAAAAAAAAAUUGUUGUAAUUUUAAUUCUUUGUAUUCACAAAGGGGUGAUGAUAAAGGUCGCAAGUUGCGACAACAUUUAGUUGUCGCAAUCUUACGUGUCGGAGUUUAAUUGGUACAUAUAUGCGCCACGUAGGCUAUGCUUCGUCACUAUAUUUUUACUAUCAAUGCGAUAUUUUUACUGUGAAAAAUUGUAAAUAAGGUAGUUGAUAUAGAAAAGGAAACAAAAUAGAAUAUUAAGAUUUUCCUACCUUUUUUCUUAACAUGUAUAAUAGAUUAUAUAAGUUAAAUAUUUUAGUUUCCAAUUUAAAUUAUGACACAUAAGCAUGUCAUGUCAUCAUCGUGACACGACUUAAAGGUCGCAUGUUACGACCUUUAUCAUUUUCGUUCAUAAAGUUCAUUUAUAACGCACGAGUUAAAUAAAAAAUGUUCUUCGGAUGAAAUUAAAGCUAAGGUACGG